Paramecium tetraurelia is the source of this 1665-nucleotide messenger RNA. RefSeq lists its product as uncharacterized. Gene Ontology annotation, biological process: protein phosphorylation; mitotic DNA damage checkpoint signaling. The transcript is spliced from 2 exons. NCBI's taxonomy places the organism in Eukaryota, Ciliophora, Oligohymenophorea, Peniculida, Parameciidae. Gene Ontology annotation, cellular component: nucleus; cytoplasm. The record is from RefSeq and is a predicted model, not a curated record. Gene Ontology annotation, molecular function: ATP binding; protein serine/threonine kinase activity.
AUGUCUAUUGUUCAAGAAAAGCUAUAAAACGGGGUUUUGGGUGAGUAGAAAUUACUUAAUCUACGAUUCUAAACUCAUCAAGGUCAAAGUAAUUCUCAUCUUGCUAUCUUAGCCAAACAUAAGACAAUGUCAUAUUGUAAAUCUGAACUUGUCUAGAAUUCAAAAGUUAAAGUACGAAAAUAAACAAGAAAAGGAGAGCUUCAAUAAGGUUAAAGUGCCUAUUCAAUUUUUUAGAAGAAAUAUGGGUUUCGUAUCAUCCGAAAUAAUCAGUACAGGGAGCUCUACAGUAGAUCAAAAGAACUGAAUUAAUAACUGUGGGAACAUUUAAGAAAGUGUGCUAUUCUCACUCAAUUCAAAGAGGAUUACUCGUUGGAGAAGAUGGUCGGCAAGGGGAACUUCGCGAAGGUGUAUCAGACUAUAAACAAGGAAACCAAAAAAUUAUAUGCUGUAAAAGUAUUUGAAAAAUCCAAAAUAAAAAAUUCUGAAACUGACCGAUUAGCCCUGGUAAAGGAAAUGACCAUAAUGAGAAAGUUAGACCACAAGGGUUUAAUUAAAAUGUAUGAAGUUUAUGAAGAUGAUUCUAAUGUCUUCUUUAUUUUAGAGUAUUUGGAAGGAGGAGAAUUACAUAAUCACAUUUAAAAAAAUUAAAAAUUCCCUGAAAAAGUAGUUGCCAAAAUUCUAGCUACAGUUUUGGAUUCAUUAGAUUACUUAUAAAAGUCAAAUGUGUUGCAUAGAGAUUUGAAACCCGAUAAUUUAAUCCUAAGGAACAAAGGAAUCUUAGAUGAUGUAGUUAUCACUGAUUUUGGAUUGGCUGACAUUUAUUCUUCUACUGGAAAUUAUAUGUUCUCAAGAUGUGGCACUCCAGGAUUUGUGGCUCCAGAAGUAUUAUAGGAUAAACUAUACGAUUUCAAAAUCGAUAUAUUUAGUGUCGGUUGUUUAAUGUACUUGCUUUUAACCCACAAGUAAGCCUUUAGAGGAACUAAUUAUGAUGAAAUAGUCAUGAAAAACUAUCAUUGUAAAGUGGAUUAUUAAUCAAUUGAGAACGAAAUAUCAGCUGAUGCUAUGUCAUUAUUGAAAUAACUUCUUCAUCCAAAAUCGUAAUGCAGACCUUCAGCAAGACUAGCACUUAAGCACAAGUGGUUUUAAACGAAUCUAGAUGAAGUUCGAUUUAAAUAAUUAAAUUGUGAUCUCUCUGAAACUAAAGACUCUACAAUGAAGUCGAGUUUAAGUGAUAUCCCUUUUUUAUAUCUGAAUAAGAGUUAAAAUUCUAAAUUAAAUUUCUCGACUCCUCAAUAACGUCAAAUUAUUUAGAAAAACUAAGAAUCGUAAUUAUUCACUCCUUAAGCAAUGCUACAAAUUGAUGAGUCUUUAAAUGAUAACAUCAAUUCCCUUAAAAUUUUGGAUGAUACUAUUACGGAUAUUCAGGUGGAAGACGAAUCUCCAUAAUCCCAUCUUCUACCUCAAUAUCAACUUAUAAGCAAAAUGAAAUUAGUUGUGGACUCAAAAGCCUCAUCACUCUAUGGGUCUCCAAUGAUUUUGAAUACUCCAGAUGUGACUGCAAGGAAGCUAAUAUAAGGUAAUUAGAAAGAUGAGAUUGCUCAGAUUCAACCUCAAAAAAGAGCUAAUAAAGUAAUGAAUAAUUUAAGAAGUCUUGAAUCUUAAUGA